Molecule: messenger RNA, 336 nt
Organism: Colletotrichum abscissum
Lineage: Eukaryota; Fungi; Ascomycota; Sordariomycetes; Glomerellales; Glomerellaceae
Exons: 2
Coding region: 1-336 (111 amino acids)
Biological process (GO): regulation of DNA-templated transcription
Source: RefSeq, a predicted model, not a curated record
AUGCACUCCAUGUCAGAACCUCCGGAAAUCAUCACCCCGCAGGACCAGGCGGGGUCCACUGGGUACCAAGAAAGCUGGAGCUUUCUGGACGAUGUGAAGCGACGCUUCGAGGCAACUCAGCCGGAGGUUUAUGCGGCCUUCAUCAAGGCCCUGAGUAACUUCUACACUUCAACACAGAACCCAACCGGAAACUCUGAGGCGGUGCUCUUUGAGACCCACGAGACAGUAAAGGCGUUGCUGCAAGGGCAUGGCGACUUAUUAGAAAGAUUCGAAAGAAGUCUUCCCCAAGAAUAUCUUUACCGAAGGCAUGAAGCAGCGGCAACGAGGCAAAGCUAG